UCUCUCUCUCUCUCUCUCUACUUCCUUCUCCUCUGCUUUCUCCUCUCUGUUUCGUCUGUUCUCCACUUCUAUCAGAAACCCCCAGACGAAUCAGCUCGUUUCCCUAUAAACGAAUCUAAGCAUGGCGUCCCCUGAGCAAUCAGAGAGAAACUCGCCUGAGAAAACUGGCUCGAGCAGCGUUUCCAAGAAAGUUUCAGAGAUCUGGAAGCAAAUGAACGAAGGAGUACCAAAAAAGCGAUUCAAUUUCGUCUCAAAGACCUCAACCUCUUCGCCUCCCACCGCUAAAAAAUCACCUAAUAGCAACUGGAAAAGUUAUCUUGGUAUUGUUGAUGAUGCGAAGAAGAAGAAAGAUCACAAAGCUGUACAAAACGAAGAUAGCGUUUCGGUUAGUAGCGAGGAGGAGGCUAAGCGCAUUGCUUCAGCCGCUCUAGCUGCUGUUAGAAACGCAGCCGCAACCGCUGCUGCUGCUUCUAGCCGUGGCAAAGUUGAGAUAACGGAGGUCAAAGACUUUGCUGGUCAAGAAAUCGAAGUGAAGAGGUUAGUGGAAGCGGGUUCAAAGGAAGCCUCCUCCUCCUCAUCCUCUGCGGCCACUUCAGGGGUUGAUGCGGUUCUUGAGCAGAUUAAAAAGAAACAGAAGCUGAGCGUUUUGGACAAGACGAAGAAAGACUGGGGAGAGUACAAGGAGGAGAACAAAGGUGUUGAAGAUGAGCUGGAUAAGUACAAGAAGAGCUCGGAUAAGUAUCUUGACAAAGUUUCUUUCUUGGAGAGAGCUGACUACAGACAGUUUGAGAAAGAGAGAGACGCUCGUUUAGCUCUUCAGUCCAAGAGAAGACUCGAUGAUGUCUGAAAAUUCUAAACUGAGUUUCCCGGUUCGCUUGAUUGAUUCGGUUUCAUGUGUAUGUAUGUUGAACCAUGAAGAUCCUCUCUUCUUUAGGCUAUGAACAUAAUAAAAUAGGCUUUCAAUGCAACACAA
Molecule: messenger RNA, 973 nt
Organism: Raphanus sativus (radish)
Lineage: Eukaryota; Viridiplantae; Streptophyta; Magnoliopsida; Brassicales; Brassicaceae
Exons: 3
Coding region: 122-847 (241 amino acids)
Source: RefSeq, a predicted model, not a curated record